This is a messenger RNA of Lottia gigantea (owl limpet), 729 nucleotides long. RefSeq lists its product as hypothetical. The coding region runs from base 1 to 729 and encodes 242 amino acids. Gene Ontology annotation, molecular function: nucleic acid binding. The record is from RefSeq and is a predicted model, not a curated record. The transcript is spliced from 3 exons. Lineage: Eukaryota; Metazoa; Mollusca; Gastropoda; Lottiidae.
AUGGCCUCCCAACAAUCCACCAAGGUUAGCUAUGCCGAUGUUGCGAGUCGGCCAGCUGCUACCAUGCAACCCAGGGUAGCAAGGCCGGAGUUCUCCAACAUCGUAAUAGUGAAGCCAAGCGGGGGCAAAACUUUCGGCAGCACGAAGUCGAAGGUCAUCGGCGACUUCAUCCGGAAAGAGUGGAAGUCAGAAGUUAUUUCCGAAAUAAGAAGAAUGAUCCACAAAUACCAAACCAACAACAACCAGAAGAUUGAAUUAGUAUGGGUUCCAUCGCACGUCUCCAUUCCUGGCAAUGAUCAAGCAGACCGUUGUGCCAAAGAAAGUCUGAGUCUGGAGGAUAUCGAGCCUGUAGAAUACUCCUAUUCGGAGUUCUGCAGUAUCGUAUCUUCUAGGAUCAACCUGAAAUGGUCUGACAUGUUACGGAAUCUCGACACCGCAAGAUACCAGAUUGAUCCGAAGAUACCAAACCAAACCAAACCAAACCAUCCAUGUGUAGCCAUCUGCAAAGUGGCAACCAGACUCCGGACCAACAACGUACUACGAGACCAUCAGUUCAACGCCAUUAAAUGUCGCUGCGGCCACGUUGCCACAAGGUCGCAUAUCCUCAUUCAAUGCACUGAACUGAAACCCGCUCGUCUUCGAGUUUUCCAACAGAUAACAGAUAAUCUAACCAAACCAAACCAAACCAACGACUACCAUUCGACUACCAAUCAACAAGAAAUACCAUGA